AUGGGAGAAGAAUCAGAAGAGAACCUGGCAGUAUGGCUUCUUGGUGUCAGAACACUUAAAAUACAACCCUACACUCUGUCUCCUCUUGGUCCCCGUGAUGUUAAAGUCCGGAUGAAGGCUGUUGGCAUUUGUGGAAGUGAUGUACACCAUUUCAAGAAUAUGAGAGUUGCAAAUUUCGUGGUUAAGAAGCCUAUGGUGAUGGGGCACGAGUGUGCCGGUAUCAUAGAAGAAAUUGGGAGUCAAGUGAAGUCACUGGCAGUGGGUGAUCGUGUAGCCUUGGAGCCUGGUAUAAGUUGCAGAAAAUGCUGUCUUUGCAAGAAUGGUAGAUACAAUCUAUGCCCGGAUAUGAAGUUCUUUGGCUCUCCUCCAACUAAUGGUUCUCUUGCCAAUCUGGUGGUGCAUCCUGCAAAUCUGUGUUUCAAGUUACCUGAUAACGUAAGCUUGGAAGAAGGGGCCAUGUGUGAACCUCUUAGUGUUGGCGUCCAUGCAUGUAGACGUGCAGGCAUCUGUCCUGAAACCAAAGCAUUGAUUGUGGGAGCCGGACCGAUAGGCCUCGUAAGUAUGCUGGCUGCUCGUGCUUUUGGAGCUCCCAGAAUAGUUAUUGUUGACAUUGAUGAACGCCGUUUAUCAUUCGCAAAAGACCUUGGCGCUGAUCAGACCAUUCAAGUUUCGAAAAAUAUUCAGGAUGUUCGAGAGGAAGUGGUGAAGAUACAGAAUGCAAUCGGUGCUGGUGCAGAUGUGAGCUUUGAUUGUGUUGGUUUCGACAAGACUAUGACAAUGGCUUUGGAUGCAACUCGUGCGGGUGGUAAAGUAUGCCUGGUCGGAUUGGGGCAGAGUGAGAUGAACCUCCCUCUUACUCCAGCCGCCGCAAGGGAGAUUGAUGUUAUAGGGAUAUUUAGGUAUCGGAAUACAUGGCCACUCUGUAUUGAAUUUCUCCGGGCUGGGAAAAUAGAUGUCAAGCCUCUGAUAACCCACAGGUUUAGUUUUACACAGCAGGGGGUUGAAGAGGCCUUUGAGAUCAGUUCUCAGGGUGGUAAUGCCAUUAAGGUCAUGUUUAACUUGUAGACAUAUCACAAACAUUGCAUCCCCGUGACAAGUCGGCUUGAUUGACGUGGUAUUGUAAGCUAGCAGUAAACUGACAACGUUCUCAAUCCUCGUGAGCUCUACCAAGAGAUAAGAACAGCCAAGAUUGCCAAUGGAAUCGGGGGGGAAAAAGCCUAAAGCCAAAGUUUAUUUCUUUGGAUUUCUGCAAAAAAUUUAUGUAAAUUUUGUCAACUGUUUGUAUUAGAUGAUCAUGCCUAAAGUCUAAAUACAUGUUUGAUGAUAAAAACUUGCUUAAAAUUAACCUUUAUUUAUUUUUUAAAGCUCA
Molecule: messenger RNA, 1369 nt
Organism: Olea europaea var. sylvestris
Lineage: Eukaryota; Viridiplantae; Streptophyta; Magnoliopsida; Lamiales; Oleaceae
Product: L-idonate 5-dehydrogenase-like
Exons: 6
Coding region: 1-1065 (354 amino acids)
Molecular function (GO): oxidoreductase activity, acting on the CH-OH group of donors, NAD or NADP as acceptor; zinc ion binding
Source: RefSeq, a predicted model, not a curated record